AGGGCUCCCCUUAUGGUUCAGACACUCACAAGUCCACUCAAGGCAGCGAGGGAAAGAAGCAGCUAUACUUUCUCUCUCUUUCUAUCUGUGUCUGUCUCUCUCAUCUCUUCUUCUUAGUAUUUAUGGACUUUACUUUCUAGAGGGCUCAAUAUGGCAAGAAUGAGAAUUCAACUGGUGUGCAUGAUCCUGCUGGCUUUCACCUCCUGGAGUCUGUGCUCAGAUUCAGAAGAGGAAAUGAAAGCGUUAGAAGCAGAUUUAUUGACCAAUAUGUAUACAUCAAAGCUUAACAGAGCGAAACUUCCUUACUGGAAGAUGACCCUGCUCAAUGUGUGCAGUCUUAUAAACAACAUAAACAACCAAGCAGAGGAAACAGCGGAGUCUGAGGAAGAUGACAUCCUUCUGAGAGGACAGUUUCCUGCUGCUCUAGAUGGCUCCAGCUUGGAAGCGAUGCUGACAAUAUACCAGCUCCAAAAAGUCUGCCACAGCAGAGCCUUUCAGCACUGGGAGAUACUUCAGCAGGAUGUUUUCAAUCAAGAGGAUUCAAACCAAGAUAUAAUGAAGAGAAAAACUCCUUAUAUCCUGAAACGGCAACUACACGUUAACAAAGCCAGAAGACCGUACAUACUCAAGAGAAGUUCAUAUUACUGAUGCAGCAAAGACAGCAAUGUAUAUUUAGUUUGAGUAACUGUGCUUUAUGGUUCUUAUUUAAAUCUAAAAUCAUAUUUGUGUGAAAAAUAUACUAUGAGAAAUCAUCAAGAUUAUAACAUAACUGUGUCUUUUUUGCAAUUGUUGUUUCUUGAACGUGAUUUUUCCUACUUGAGAUUAAUUGGACCAAUACAUUUACAAAUAAAUCUAGUUUCUAAGCAUGAUGUAUUGUACACAUCUGAGAUUUCAACAUAUUUGCUACAAUAUAAGAGGGUUUUUUGUGUUAUAAAACAAACCUUCCUACCCCAAAAAGUAAAUCAAUAGUCCAUAAACACCAGUAAAUAUCAUAAAAUGUCUCAAACACCUCAAAACCAAUCUAUGCUGGCAAACUGAUGUGUAAUAUGGUGAUCAGAAUUGCCACAAUGUUUUCUGACCAGUGGCAAUUAUCGGGAUUUAAGUCUAAAUAAGCAAGGAAACAUUGUGCAUUGGUUAUUAAGUUGCAAAUUCAAAUAUUUUUUAAGUGAUCUUCCUUAUUUUGGUGGAUUUAACUUGUUGAUUCUUCAUGGACCAGUGAAGGACCAUGAUGUAAUAAAUAAUAAUAAUAAUAAUAAUAAUAAAUUAUAUUACUACUAUUAGAGAGAAAAUAUUUUCACUGAUGUCUGCUAGUUGAACAAAGCCAGAAGGUAGUAUCUACUUCAGAGAAAUUCAUAUUAUGACUGAGGCAAGAAAGCAACAUUUAUUUCAUUUAUGCAAUCAAUUAAACAACUUAUGUUCUCUCCAUACUUUAUGCAUGCUGAAUGGAAGUACUUAGUUUUACUCUUUAAGGGAUGAUCUAAAGUCCAAUGAAGUCAAUAAAAAUGUCCUAAAUCAUG
Messenger RNA from Malaclemys terrapin pileata, 1517 nucleotides. RefSeq names its product neurotensin (gene NTS). The record is from RefSeq and is a predicted model, not a curated record. NCBI's taxonomy places the organism in Eukaryota, Metazoa, Chordata, Testudines, Emydidae. Gene Ontology annotation, cellular component: extracellular region; axon terminus. The transcript is spliced from 4 exons. Bases 151 to 648 code for a protein of 165 amino acids. Gene Ontology annotation, molecular function: neuropeptide hormone activity.